Messenger RNA from Xylaria bambusicola, 1931 nucleotides. Its product is annotated as amidase signature domain-containing protein. NCBI's taxonomy places the organism in Eukaryota, Fungi, Ascomycota, Sordariomycetes, Xylariales, Xylariaceae. Bases 110 to 1912 code for a protein of 600 amino acids. Gene Ontology annotation, molecular function: catalytic activity. The transcript is spliced from 3 exons. The record is from RefSeq and is a predicted model, not a curated record.
GAAUCAUAGCCCUCCUCAACUCUAUCUUCAUCCAUUCCGAAGUGAAGAAGUGAAGAAGAACAAGAACAAGAGAAGAGGUCGAUUAAUUGGAUUCAUUGCGGCAUAGAAAAUGGUGCCUAAUUCCCAGCAGCGCUUCUCUGGCUAUCCUCGCGCACGCGAAGGUCCCCAGACAGCAUCGUUAUCUACCGUUGUUGAAGAUCCGAACCCCGUUAUAAGAGGAUGGUCGUUGGUUCUUGCGGCGAACGCUCUCACUAGGUUGCCGUUUUUAGCCAAGGCGGCAUGGACCAAUGCUAAGUUCGGCGGUAUCCAGAAUAUCGAGAGCUUGGAGCAGUACAAUUAUCACCUACACCCUGUUGUAACCCCGCUGACAGCUGACGGCAACGAAGCGCCGAGACUGCCGAUUACGCCGGAGCUCUUCCCGAGACAACCGGAGGAUGCCGCCGGCCGUUUCUACUCUAGUGCCGAUUACCAUGCGCUUUACAAGUCUGGAAAGCUCACUCCGCUCCAAGUGGUGAAGGCCUUGAUCCCUCUGAUUUCUCGCGAGCAAGGCGGCAAAUAUGUGUCAGCAUGGUCGGAGACCCGCGUAGAAUCUGUUCUUGCAGCGGCGAAAGCCUCUACCGAGCGCUACCGUCAAGGGGAGCCUCUCGGGCUCUUAGAUGGCGUUCCCGUAGGUGUGAAAGAGGAUACCGCCGUUGAGGGAUAUACUUGUUAUUACGGACAGCGACCAGAGCCCUCGGAUACUACAUUCAAGCCAGCAAAUCAAUCCCUCUGGCCUAUAGCCCAGAUGGAGGCUUCUGGUGCCAUCGUCGUCGGGACGCUCGCAAUGCAUGAGUUAGGCUCUGAUGUCACUGGCUGUAAUCCGCGUCGUGGUUCGCCCAAGAACUGGUACAAUACUUCGUACUACACAGGCGGCUCCUCUUCCGGCGCAGGAUCUGCGUUGUCCGCUGGCCUGAUACCCAUUGCUAUCGGGACGGACGCAGGAGGGAGCAUCCGGAUCCCUUCGACCUUCUGUGGCAUGUACGGAUUGAAACCUACCCUACACCGCACGCAUACAAUGAAAUCAUCUAUCUGUGUUAUUGGGCCUCUCGCAGCCACAGCUGCCGACCUUGCAAUAGCAUAUCGAUCAAUGACAGCUCCCAACCCCGACGAUGCCAUCCAAAGUGCAUUCGCGCCGUCUGUUCCGCCGUCUCCCUCAGCCAAGAAGACACUCGGCAUAUGCCGAGAGUGGAUCGAUCGCGCAUCACCUGUGGUUCGCAAGAGCACCGAGCAGGCCAUCGCUUACUUCGCCGAAAAGCUGGACUACAACGUAGUUGACAUACAAAUCCCCUACCUUCAAGAAGGCCAAUGGGCUCAUGGGGCUUGGGCUCUUGCCGAAGCGCUGGAUCAUGUGAAAACUCGGCUCAAGGGACAGUAUUCUUCACUGAAUCAUUGCAAUAAAAUAGUCGUGGGGAUUUCAAGUUGCACAACCGCUGCGGACAUGCUUAAAUACUCACAGCUGAGGGCACUUCUAAUGGAACACCUCGCUUUCCUCUUCCAGAAGUAUCCCGGGCUGCUCAUUGUCACUCCCACAGCACCUGAGGCCGGCUGGAAAGUACACCCUGGAGACGAGGCCUACGGAUUCGUAGACUCCAACCUCACGUUACGCAUGAUGAUGUACAUCUGGCUAGCUAACUCUACUGGCUGUCCUGCAGUGAGCGCACCAGUGGGCUACAGCGAGCCGGAGCAGGGAGAGGGAAAGCUCCCUAUUGGUAUGAUGGCCAUGGGAGAGUGGGGGGCAGAGGAGCAGCUCCUCUCUUGGGCGGCUGAAGCCGAGGGGUAUCUGAAUGAUGUGGUCGAUGGUGGAAGAGUGAGGCCAAAGGAGUGGGCGGACAUUGCCAGCCUGGCCACCGAGGUGGACGCUGAAGCGAGUUGAGCGCCUACAGUAGUUCAUC